This is a messenger RNA of Trichosurus vulpecula (common brushtail), 1170 nucleotides long. It is a transcript of the gene NMUR1, whose product is annotated as neuromedin U receptor 1. The record is from RefSeq and is a predicted model, not a curated record. Gene Ontology annotation, cellular component: plasma membrane. The coding region runs from base 1 to 1170 and encodes 389 amino acids. Gene Ontology annotation, molecular function: neuromedin U receptor activity. Gene Ontology annotation, biological process: G protein-coupled receptor signaling pathway. The transcript has 2 exons. NCBI's taxonomy places the organism in Eukaryota, Metazoa, Chordata, Mammalia, Diprotodontia, Phalangeridae.
AUGGAUGUGUCUGCUGGCCCCCAGCUCUGCAAUGGCAGCAGUGACUCGGCCAGGGCUUGGGAAGUCUUUGACCUGGAAGACUUGAACUUGACCGCAGAGGAGCUGAGGCUCAAGUACCUGGGCCCCCAGCAGAGCAGGCUCUUUGAGCCUGUCUGUGCCACCUACUUGCUGAUCUUUGCUGUGGGUGCCACGGGCAACGCCCUCACCUGCCUGGUCAUCCUUCGGCAGCAGGCCAUGCGCACGCCCACCAACUACUACCUGUUCAGCCUGGCCGUGUCCGACCUGCUGGUGCUGCUGCUGGGCAUGCCCCUGGAGCUGUACGAGAUGCGGCAGAACUAUCCCUUCCAGCUGGGGGCCGGGGGCUGCUACUUCCGAACGCUCCUCUUUGAGACCGUGUGCCUGGCCUCGGUGCUGAAUGUGACUGCCCUCAGCGUGGAGCGGUAUGUGGCUGUGGUGCGCCCCCUUCAGGCCAAGGCCCUGGUGACCCGGGCCCAUGCCCGCCGGGUCAUUGGGGCCCUCUGGGCCGUGUCUGUGCUCUGCUCUCUGCCCAACACCAGCCUGCACGGGAUUCAGGAGCUGGAGGUGCCAGGCCGGGGCGUGGUGCCCAACACGGCCAUCUGCACGGUGGUCCGGCCCCGUACCUUCUAUAACCUGGUGGUGCAGGGGACCACGCUGCUCUUCUUUGGCCUCCCCAUGGCCACCAUCAGCACCCUGUAUGUACUCAUUGGCCUGAGGCUGCGGCAGGAGAGGCGCCUGUGGGCCCAGAGGGUGGCCAGGGGCAGUGCAAGUGACAGCAGCAGUCUGGGGGACAAGCUGAGGAGCUGCGUGGGAAUACCCCUGCAGCCCAAGAGGCAUGGCCAGAUGCAGGUGACAAAGAUGCUGUUCGUGCUGGUGGUGGUGUUCGGGGUAUGCUGGGCCCCAUUCCACGUGGACCGCCUCAUGUGGAGCUGUGUGUCCCACUGGACCGAGGAGCUGCUGCAGGCCUUCGAGUACGUGCACGUGAUCUCCGGGGUCUUCUUCUACCUCAGCUCUGCCGCCAACCCCGUGCUGUACAGCCUCCUGUCCAGCCGCUUCCGCGGGGCAUUCUGCCAAGCCCUAGGUGUGCGUGUGGCGAGGCGGCCGAGGACUCUGCUGCCUCUGCUCCCUGGUCUCCCCCAGCCUCGGCACUGA